AUGACUGAAACAUUGGAAAAUCAAUUAAAUCAAGAUAUUGCUCGACUUUAUCAAGAAGCAGAUGAUUACAAUGUCAAAAUAACGGUCGGCGAAGAACCCAAUGAGCAAACAUUUUUUGCACAUUCCGUUAUAUUACGUGCAAGGUCCCCAUUUUUUCGUGCAGCUUUAUCACAUAAAUGGCGAAAUACGCAAGAUUCCGAAGAUAAAAUCACAUUCUCGAAACCAAACAUUCACCCAAAAAUAUUUAGAAUCAUUCUAAAAUAUUUGUAUACAGGCACGGUGUCAUUUUAUCAAAAAAAUAAUGAUUAUACAUCAUUGUUGAUUGCUGCGGAUGAACUUGCAUUAACAUCACUUGUCGACCACAUUCAGGAUCACAUAAUAAACGAGGAUAUAAAAUGGUUACAAAGGCAACUUGUGCAA
Molecule: messenger RNA, 420 nt
Organism: Ambispora leptoticha
Lineage: Eukaryota; Fungi; Glomeromycota; Glomeromycetes; Archaeosporales; Ambisporaceae
Source: the annotation of a GenBank genome assembly